AUCACAGUGGUUUGUUUUGAUUUGAUUGUCUUAACGUGGCCUUAACCUCAUUUCGCUUGCUUGAAUGGGUUUUUCCCGUGCCUCAACAUUGAGUAAUAAAAAUGAGCAGCCCGAAGCCCCCCAUGUAUAUUUAUCACCUGCCCUAUGAGGAACGCAGGAAAUUGUGCCAGCUGCUGGACCAAGGGAGCAAGUGGGAGCAGUUGGGUAAACACAUGAACUUUGACGACUUGACCAUUGCAGGGCUGAAAACGGAGGUUUUUCGGCGACAGUCACCCGCAAAUGAGCUGCUGACUAUGUGGGGCCAGCUGAACCACACAGUUUUAGAGCUGUUCAUUUUACUGAACCGCAUCAGCCUCUACCCAGGCAUGGCCCUUUUAAGGGCCUUUGUUGACGACAAGUACCAUGUGCUGAUCAAGGAGGACAACAUGCCGGAAAGGGCGGCUAAAUUGCAGAUCCGGGACCCCAAAGUCCCCACCGCCAACUUCAACAAGAGCGCAGCUAAGACACUAAGCAAACGACCCAAUAUUGAUCAAACCACUGACAAUAACGUGACCAAGAACGGACACUUGGUGGCCAACAACAGCAGCCCCAAUGCCCCCGUGGUCCAGAGGGAUUCCUCUAAAGUGUUAUCGGCUUGUGUGGCGUCCAGCGCUGGGGCUACUCCCCAUAUUCCCUAUCCCGAGCUGGAAAUUGCCACAGAGAACUGGAAUGCGCACCAUAUUCUUGGCCAGGGAGGAUUUGGAAUCGUGUUUAAAGGCACGUGGAAAUGGACGCAAGUGGCAAUAAAACGACUGGAAACGAAAGAGCAGAGUCGGAAGGACUUUAGCGAGCUGAUCAGGCAAUCGGUAACUGAGCUGCAUUGUCUGAACGCCUACAGACACGACAACAUUCUGCCCUUGUACGGAUACAGCAUUGGAGGCCCCCAUCCCUGCUUGAUAUACCAGUACAUGCCAGGAGGGUCUUUGGACAGUCGAAUCCGCACCAGGGACCACUCUAAAGUGCUCAGUUGGCCUACAAGGCUCAAAAUCGCCACUGGUACAGCCAGAGGUUUACAGUUCCUCCACACGACGCUCCAUGGAAACAAGCCCCUAAUCCAUGGGGACAUCAAGAGCGCCAAUAUCUUGUUGGAUCUCAUGGACCAGCCAAGGAUUGGCGACUUCGGAUUGGCGCGCGAAGGCCCUGAAAGACAUUACACUCACAUCCAAGUGACCAAAGUCCAGGGCACUUUGCCCUAUUUGCCUGAGGAGUUUCUGCGCUCGAAACAGUUUAGCACCAAAAUCGACACCUACAGCUUCGGGGUGGUGCUGUUCGAGCUGGCUACUGCGCGGUCGCCUGCUGGCGACAACAAGCGCCUGCUGAAGGACCAAGUGGUGAACCAUCCGCAGGAAAACCUCCUGCAGCUGAAGGACGCGAAAGCAGAAGGCGGCGAGUUCAUUUUUGCAGAGUUGGUUCGCAUUGGGAAAACUUGCGUGCAGAAGCGCGCCAAAGACCGCCCGGAAAUGGUCAGCGUGCUGCUGUUGUUGGACAAAGUGGCUGUCUAAGUGCCAUUUGUUUUGCUGACGAGCGAUUUUGGUGAGUCAAACCCACGCAAAGGGGAGACAGUGAUUUGCAGCUCCAAAAACCCAGUUCAAAGCUUGGGUCGGAUAAUCGAGUACUUUUCCAGUCGGGGAUAAAACGAGACUCAAACACCACUUAAAAGAUACUUUUUUAAUGUAAAUAAAAUACAAUUUGGCAAUAA
This is a messenger RNA of Dendroctonus ponderosae (mountain pine beetle), 1738 nucleotides long. Its product is annotated as serine/threonine-protein kinase pelle. The coding region runs from base 102 to 1541 and encodes 479 amino acids. The record is from RefSeq and is a predicted model, not a curated record. The transcript has 6 exons. Gene Ontology annotation, molecular function: ATP binding; protein kinase activity; protein binding. Gene Ontology annotation, biological process: signal transduction; protein phosphorylation. NCBI's taxonomy places the organism in Eukaryota, Metazoa, Arthropoda, Insecta, Coleoptera, Curculionidae.